AUGGAAGAUCCUGAGUUUUUCUACUACGCCAAGUUCUUCUUGAGAAUCCAUGGCUUCUCCUUGGAGACAAACGGCAAUAACUUCGCCUACAGAUUCUGGGCCAUUCUUAACAGCACUCUGCAGGAGAUUAUGUUGUUCACUCUCAUCUACAACACUUACAACAAACAUCCGGACAUUGCACUGAUGGUGUCAUGCUCAACAGUUGCAUUUGGGGUCUUCGUGAACUCCUUCAAGAUUAUGUCAAUACAGAGGAAUAUUGAGCGUCUCAGUGAUUUCUAUCAUCGAUUGAUUGAAUUCUGGACUAUUCCGGAAAAGCCAGAGAGAAAGAUUCUUCUUCAGCACAAGAACUUCACGAAUAUCGUGUCAGUUGUAAACUGUUUGAGUCUCAUUGGGGGCAUUUCGUGGUGGCUGCUUCUGCCUCCGGCCCUUUCGGCCUAUGAGGAGUUCACCUUUGGGAACACCACCUGGAUUCCGCCCUACAACAUCACCUACAUAGAUUUCAUGCAAACGACGCCAGGCUUCGAAAUCUGCACCACCGCCUAUUACAUGAUCACUAUAAUGUGCGUCUUUGGCGGUUGUGGCUUCGAUUCUUACUUCCUGGAGAGCUGCUUCUAUCUUUCAGGUCACUUCAGGAUCAUCUACAGAAGAUUUCGCAGCGUGAAAUACGCAACAGAAGCUAAGGAUGACCGGAAAUUCCAGUCACAAAUCUCUACUAUUGUCAACUAUCACAAUGAGAUUCUGAACGCUUGUGCGGAUCUUCAGGAUAUCGUUAGAUCAGCCAUCUUUCCUUUCCUCCUCUUUGAUUCCGUGGUCAUUUGCACCUGUGUUUACACUCUUCUCGCGAUGCCCAAUUUGAUCGUCACCAUCGCCUUCAUGGGCAUCACAAUAGCAGCCGUGGCCCAAAUCUUCGUCCUCACCUACAGCGGACAGGUGCUCAUCAACAAAAGUCAGGACUUGACUAACAGCAUCUACGAUUCUGAGUGGUACAUUGCGUCUCCUGGCCAGAGAAGGCUUCUCAUCCUCUGUAUGAUGAGGGCCAGGAAGGGAUUCACAUUCAAAAUGGGUAUUUUCCAACUGGCGCUCCCCACAUUUUCCGCAAUCCUUCAAGGCGCCGGAUCGUACAUUGCUCUACUAUCCAGGCGGAGGGACGUUCAGCUCGUCCUUCUUGUUGAUGAGCGACACGAGCAGCACCAGGCCCAGGACAACGAGUAUGAGGAAGGUGACAAUGAGGAAAAGUAUCCGCUCGCGGCGAGUCCACUUCACAGAGCACGUCCAAUACUGCUCCCUUAUCACUCUGGAAUGGCACGGGAAAUCACAUCGAAGGGUCAAUGA
Phlebotomus argentipes is the source of this 1332-nucleotide messenger RNA. Its product is annotated as odorant receptor 82a-like. Gene Ontology annotation, molecular function: odorant binding; olfactory receptor activity. Bases 1 to 1332 code for a protein of 443 amino acids. Gene Ontology annotation, biological process: sensory perception of smell; detection of chemical stimulus involved in sensory perception of smell. Gene Ontology annotation, cellular component: plasma membrane. The transcript has 5 exons. The record is from RefSeq and is a predicted model, not a curated record. NCBI's taxonomy places the organism in Eukaryota, Metazoa, Arthropoda, Insecta, Diptera, Psychodidae.